This is a messenger RNA of Plasmodium vivax (malaria parasite P. vivax), 3261 nucleotides long. RefSeq lists its product as hypothetical. The record is from RefSeq and is a predicted model, not a curated record. The transcript is spliced from 2 exons. Lineage: Eukaryota; Apicomplexa; Aconoidasida; Haemosporida; Plasmodiidae. The coding region runs from base 1 to 3261 and encodes 1086 amino acids.
AUGAUUGUUUUAAGGAAAACAAAAAUACUUUGCAUGAAAAAAUACUCAUCUCCUUUAAAAUGUGUAUAUUUAAAGUCAAAUUUUGCUACUAUAAAUUUGAAUUGUCAAAAUAGUAAGAAAAAAAAGGAAUGCUAUGGGAAAAAAAAGUUAUACUCGCUUUUUAAUGGUAACUCAAAUAUAUGUGAUAGGUUAAUGUUAUUGAAAAAUUUACCCAGGGACAAAAAUGAGAAAUAUGAAGGAAUUAGUGCAAAGGUAAUAUACAAAUAUUUGCUAAAUGAAUAUAAAAAAUGUUUUAACUAUAUAAGUUUUAGUGAAAUAGUACAAAGCAUAAAAACAUUUGAUGAGUUGGACAAAAAUUUUAGUCGCGAUGGUGAUUUUUUCGUGGCAAUAAAGGGUGUAGAUAAAACCGUUUUACGCAAAAUAAACGAAUUCGAAUUCAGUGAAAAGGAUCUACAUUUUCAUAGAAGGGAACUAUUAGGAAAAAUUUGCAAUAGAUUGAUUAAAUAUGUGCAUGAAAUGAGCGGAAAUGAAUUAAUUCAUUUUAUGGUUUAUUUUUUUAGAUGGAAUAAAAGUGACAGGAAGUUGUCUCUUUUCUAUAAUUUUUAUUUUAACCAUGUCUUUGGUAAUUUAUAUCUUUUUGGUCAUGAAAUUUAUAAGGUCCUUUUUAUAUUAAACACAUAUCUCAUUAAUAAUGAUUCUAGCAUUAUUUUUGAUGAACGGCUAAUGGGGAAAAACAUGUUUAAUGUAUACCAUUUCAGGGAAUUAAAAAACAAGGGGAAUUACGCGCUCAAAAUGAGCAAAGAUGAAAUUUACAAGAAAUGUUAUGACAAGUUGUUAGAAGACAUAGAUAAAAUUGAAAAGAAAAACGUUGUAAACAUAUUAAAGUUAUACGUUGACAAUUUAAGUAAGAAUAUUAACAUAGACAGUAAACUUGUGGAUAAUGUUCAUAACAAUUUAAUGGACGAAAACGUGGACUAUCUCGUAAAAUUGGUGAAUAUAUACUGUGACAUGAUUAAGAAAGAGGUACAUUGCACUGCUUCGGUAGUUUCCAAAGAAAACGAAAAAAAGGUCCUCUUGGAUGUAAAUUAUAGCACACUACUAAAUUCGGUAAAUAAUAAAAAUGUUUUAAAUAAAAUUAUGGACAACACCCUUGGUCUGUUGUAUGAACAUUUACUAAAAACUUUUCCGAAUGUAAAAUUUGAAAAUCUUCAGGCUCUUUCCAUUUCACUCAUUUCUAUAAAAAAUAUACAUUUUGCUUUAUUAAGAAGGAGGUAUUUUACCAAUAAUGUUUUAUUCUGCGCUACUUUGAAAUUCGGCUUAGAUGCGUCAAAUAGGUUCCUGGAGAAAUGCCUAAAAAUGAAUAAUAAAGAUGCAGUACAUAUUAUACAUAGUAGUGAUGUUGACGCAUCUAAUGGGAUGAGUCUGGAAAAUUUGCAGAAAAUAAAGAUGGGGAAGAGAAGCGAAUAUUAUUUUUACAAAAUAGAAAAUUAUUUGGAUUUUAAUUUCAAAUUGAAAGUUAGUGAUUUGUUGUCCAUUAAAGUUCUGUCUAACUCCUUCGCAAAGGCAGAACAGCUGCACAAUUCGUAUGAUUUUUAUUUACUGUUUAAUAACAUCUCGUGCAUCUUGUAUUAUUUUAUAGUAAAUAAGAAUUCAAUAACGAGAUUUAAUGAUACAUAUAUCUACGUUUUGAAUGACCUUUCUUAUGUAUACAAAAAUGUGAAAAAUAGAGCAGCACAUAGCAACCUAAUUGCGAGUGAUGUUCAAAAGUUAUUUUGCAAAAACGUUUUAAAAGUCAGCAACCUUUAUAUUAAAAACCUUCAUGAAGAAAAGAACUUCCAAAGAGAUCAGUAUGUAUGUUCCCUAAUCUUUCUGAAUAAUUUAUUUUUCGAUAGAAUUGUUCCUUUUGAGCAUAUAAACAAUGUUUGGUACCACGUUUAUAAAGCGUACAACUAUUUUAAACGCAAUACAAUGCUAAACGAGGAUGUUAUAUCUUUAAUUCUUCUAACUUGUUCUAAGUUCCAAUUUUUUACAGAAAACAACUCAAAUAGCAGGUACCACAGAAAGGAGUUAAUUAGUUUGAAAUAUAAUAUCAUGGAUGAUUUGGCUAGAAAUUAUUUAAACACAUAUAAGCACAUUUCCUUGGAUAACUUAUCAAAAGUUUUAAUAUCCCUGUCCAAUUCCAAAUAUAGAUACGAAAUUAGUGAAAAUUUGUUAUUAGGAACUUUGAAAAAUGAAAUUGCAAAGGUUAACGCAAAAAAGAACGGCAACAGCUUUGCAUGUAGGAAGGCUUCAAAUAACGCUACUACGAAGACAAAUUGGGGAAAUAUUCCCACGGAAAGUGCGAAACGUGAUUUAUUUAUAAAUAUGAGCAAAAUUAUUGAAUGCUUAAUAAAGUUAGAUAUAUUUUUGUACCUAAAAAAUAGACAUAUCUACGUGCAGCUAUUUAUGGAGGCGUUCUGCAGUAUGUGCUUAAAAAUGAACCUGUUAAAAAAACUGCUCUACAUAGCUAAUCACUUAUAUGUGUACGAAAUAUAUGGUUACGUCUCCGAAAUUUUGGAAAAGUUGGUAGAAGGAUACGGACAAAUUUCUUACAAUUUUAACGAAAAUGUGGAAAAUAAGCUCUUUGAGAAGAUUACGUGCUAUAUAUCGGAAGAUGAUUAUAUCGAAAUGUCAAACACGUUCUUUGUGCUAUUUUAUGACUAUUUUGAAAGCUUUCAUAGAGAGAAGACGUACAAACAUGCGCUGUGUCCUCCGAAAUGCGGCACACAUUUUACCAAGCUAAAGCAUGGAGGCGGUGCGCAUGACGUGGUACUAAACGGCGAUCAGUGCAGUGUAGGCAAUAACCCCAAAAAGGUUACGGGCGCAUAUAGCGACAAUGCUGUAAAUCUAAAUGUUCUUAAUAAAGUAGCAACUUUGCAGAAUUGUGAGAGUAGCACAAAUAAGGGCUUUCUAAAAAGGAGCACCCACGAAGCGGAUCUUUUCCUAAGCGAUAUCGUAAAUUUAUUUAAAUUCUUGAAGAUGGAUAGAGGCAAAUUUAUCCUAUUUCAACUUUACAUGUACCUUUCUAGUAGCAAAAAGUUCCAAAAGAGUGCUGCCUCAUCAUCGGCGUUUCACAUGGAGGUGUUCAGGGUUUUACAGGACAUGCAUCCGAGGUACCUAUGGGUGCAAAAUUUCAACAUUAAAAAUGAGGAAGGGACAUUUCUGUACACAAUCGACAUCAUGCUGUUCCAAGCAAGCGGGGGAAGGUGUGAGGGCAUAUAA